Molecule: messenger RNA, 1009 nt
Organism: Boleophthalmus pectinirostris (great blue-spotted mudskipper)
Lineage: Eukaryota; Metazoa; Chordata; Actinopteri; Gobiiformes; Gobiidae
Product: transcription factor HES-1-like
Exons: 4
Coding region: 127-801 (224 amino acids)
Biological process (GO): regulation of neurogenesis; anterior/posterior pattern specification; regulation of transcription by RNA polymerase II
Cellular component (GO): nucleus
Molecular function (GO): protein dimerization activity; RNA polymerase II cis-regulatory region sequence-specific DNA binding; DNA-binding transcription factor activity, RNA polymerase II-specific
Source: RefSeq, a predicted model, not a curated record
CCGGAGUUUGCGUCACUUUGCGUCACUUUGAGCGCUUUAUGAACGCGUCCACACCGAGGACACACAUUGAGGACACGCACGGAGGACACACAUUGAGGACACACACUGAGGACACACACAGAGGACAUGCCAGCCGGGACUUUGCAGCAGAACACACCGGACUCAGCGGCCGUUACCCCGGCUCGCACCGACCACAGACCGCCCGCUGUCUCCGAGAGCAGGAAGUCAUCAAAGCCCAUCAUGGAGAAAAGGAGACGGGCCAGAAUCAACGAGAGCCUGGGGCAGCUCAAGAUGUUAAUCCUGGAGGCAUUAAAGAAAGAUACUUCCAGACACUCUAAACUGGAGAAGGCCGACAUCCUGGAGAUGACCGUCAAACACCUGAGGAACCUUCAGAGGCUGCAGAUCACAGCCGCUGUCCACGCUGACCCGGGGCUGCUGGGUAAAUACCGCGCGGGCUUCAGUGAGUGUGUGGGGGAGGUGACGCGUUUCCUCUCCACAUGUGAAGGGGUCCACAGUGAGGUGCGGACCCGCCUCCUCACUCACCUGUCGUCCUGCGUGUCCCACAUGUACCCCCCUGUGGUGGGGCUCUCCUCUGUACCCCCCCUGCCCUCUGUGCCCCUGGGCUGUAAGACAGUGGCUCCAGAGCUGAGUCUUUACACAGGGGUGCAGUUGGUGCCCAGGCCUGAGGGGCAUGUGGCUGUCCUGGUGCCCAGUGGGACCCUCUCUUCUGCGGGUGCCCACAGCGUCCUGUCCUCCAUCGGCCCUGCGCUCACAUCAGACUCUGUGUGGAGGCCCUGGUAGCACCAAGGGCCCCACUCACAUGCACACUUUUAUACUGUACCAUUGUACAUAGUGUACAUACAUUUUUCAUAUUGUUUUGUAUAGUUUUUAUUUGUUAUUUUGUAUUGAUUUUGUUGCUGUUGGGCACAUCUCUGUCUCUAAAAUCAGGAUAUAAAAAAAAUUAAAUAUGAAGUUAUAGCACAGAGGUGAUAGAGACGUGAGGUGUUGC